AUGCACUUCUCCACGCUCUUCUCCGUCGUCGCCGUCGCUGCGUCUGCCUGCGCGCAGACCACCCUGAGUGGCCAGUUCACCUGCGCACCCGCAGGCGCGUACACGCUCUGCCAAAACCUCUGGGGCGAGAGCGCCGGCGUGGGCCAGCAGAACUCGACGCUGCUGAGCACGAAUGGAAACAGCGUGUCGUGGCGGACGAUCUGGGAAUGGGCGAACGGCCCGAAUAACGUCAAGAGCUACGCGAACGUCGAGCACAACACCGCCAAGGGCGUGCAGCUCUCCAGUCUGAAGUCGGCGCCGACGGCCUGGCAGUGGGAGUAUGAGUCGCAGUCGAGCGGGAUCCGCGCGGACGUCUCGUACGACAUCUGGACUGGGACUACCCCGACGGGCAACCCCGCGUCCGCCGCGUCCUCCUUCGAGAUCAUGAUAUGGCUCUCUGGCAAGGGCGGCAUCCAGCCCGUCGGCUCGCAGGUCCAGUCCGGCAUCAGCCUCGCGGGCCACAACUGGACGCUCUGGAAGGGCCCGAACGCGAACUGGGAGGUGCUCUCGUUCGUGAGCCAGGACGGGGACAUCACGAAUUUCAAUGCCGACCUCAAGAAGUUCUUCGACUUCAUCCAGGAGAACUAUGGCGUCGCCUCGUCGCAGUUCGUCCAGGCGAUCCAGACCGGCACGGAGCCGUUCGUUGGCAGCGCGAGCCUGCUCAUUAACAACUUCAACGUUGCGCUCAACCACUGA
This is a messenger RNA of Trametes versicolor FP-101664 SS1, 735 nucleotides long. Its product is annotated as endocellulase. The transcript has 5 exons. Bases 1 to 735 code for a protein of 244 amino acids. Lineage: Eukaryota; Fungi; Basidiomycota; Agaricomycetes; Polyporales; Polyporaceae. Gene Ontology annotation, molecular function: cellulase activity. The record is from RefSeq and is a predicted model, not a curated record. Gene Ontology annotation, biological process: polysaccharide catabolic process.